Molecule: messenger RNA, 1617 nt
Organism: Mollisia scopiformis
Lineage: Eukaryota; Fungi; Ascomycota; Leotiomycetes; Helotiales; Mollisiaceae
Product: lysophospholipase
Exons: 3
Coding region: 1-1617 (538 amino acids)
Biological process (GO): glycerophospholipid catabolic process
Cellular component (GO): cytosol; intracellular membrane-bounded organelle
Molecular function (GO): A2-type glycerophospholipase activity
Source: RefSeq, a predicted model, not a curated record
AUGUUGGGCCCGCUUCUUUUGUCGGCUGUGUUUUCUGUAGUUCCGGUUUUCGCUUCAUAUGCACCGCAGAAAGAGAUAUGUCCGAUCACUUCGAUUGUUCGAGCUGCAAACGGUCUUUCGGAUGAUGAGGAGACGUACAGAGUGGCCAGGAAAGCGGUUGCCGAUGUUGCCUUGAAAGCAUGGCUGGCGAAGACGGAUUCUGGUUUUGGGACGGAUAAUUUGCCCACGGUUGCGAUAACGACCAGUGGAGGUGGAUACAGAUCUCUCCUUUCUGGAGCUGGUGUAAUUCAAGCUCUCGAUGAUCGAGACAGCAAUGGGACCACAAGCGGUCUCUACCAAGCAAUGACUUACCAAGCUGGUCUAUCGGGAGGAGCUUGGUUGUUGUCCUCAAUCGCUGGGAACAACUAUCCUACGGUUUCUUAUCUCAAGGAGAAUCUAUGGCACGAAGCAUUCAGAGACAGUCUCUUAGAUCCAGACUUCUUACUCGCAUCUGUAGCCUACGUCGAAGUCGUUUCUGAUAUUGCGGAAAAGGAUGCUGCAGGCUACGAUGUCACAUUGACUGACCCGUGGGGAAGACUGCUUUCCUAUCAGCUGCUCGACGGGACAGAUGGCGGAGUAUCAACAACGUUGUCAUCAAUCACGGGAUUUUCAAACUUCACAUCUCACGCCGUUCCGUUUCCAGUCAUCACCUCUCUUGGAGUUAAAGUCUGGGAAGGACAAUGCCUACCCGGACCCAACGCCACAACAUAUGAAUUCAGUCCUUAUGAAUUUGGAAGUUGGGACAGUGACGUGAGCGCCUUCGUUCAAACCCAUUAUCUCGGGACCUCAAUGAGCGAAGGCAAACCCACAGGCCUCUGUACCACCAAUUACGACAAUCUAGGCUACGUCCUCGGCACUUCCAGUACCUUAUUCAACGAGCUCUGUCUCAGUGUCCCAACAGCUGAAAACUCAAGCACCGACAUCUACGACGACCUCGCCGCAAUCCUCAACCGGGUCCACGAAGUCACAACCUCUGAUCUCUACGCCACCUACCCCAACCCCUUCUACGACUACAUCUCCUCCACCGCCGUAUCAAACAUCGCCAACAACGUCUCUGCUCAAGACCACCUCAGUCUCGUCGACGGCGGCGAAGCUUUGCAGAAUAACCCCAUUUUCCCAUUCCUGCAGCCAGCGAGGAAUAUCUCCGUUAUCCUCGUAAACGACAAUUCAGCCGAUACCUCGACGAAUUACCCCAAUGGUUCGGAAAUCUUAACGACAUACGUCCAAUCUUUCAACCAUAACUUAACACUAAUGCCCUUCAUCCCCUCAGUCGAAACUUUCAUCUCAGAAGGCUUGAAUACUCGCGCUACGUUCUUUGGAUGCAAUGAUACGAGCAAGAUUACGAUAGUCUAUCUACCGAAUUAUAAUUUUACGUUUGAUAGUGGGGUGUCGACGUCUCAGUUGGAGUAUAGUGAGACAGAACAGGAUGAGAUGGUUACGAAUGGGAAUGCGAUUGCGGAGCAAGGGGGAAAGGAUGGUUGGGCGACGUGUUUGGGGUGUGCUAUUAUGAUGAAGACCGGGGAGACGUUGGCGAGUGGAUGUACGGCGUGUUUGGAGGAGUAUUGUUAUUAUCAGUAG